Molecule: messenger RNA, 1656 nt
Organism: Trypanosoma cruzi
Lineage: Eukaryota; Euglenozoa; Kinetoplastea; Trypanosomatida; Trypanosomatidae
Exons: 1
Coding region: 1-1656 (551 amino acids)
Source: RefSeq, a predicted model, not a curated record
AUGAACCUUUCAAACUACAUGUCAAGCAUCGUGUCGGAGGUACAGCAGUUCGGUAAGGCGUACGUGGACUCAUUUGUUUCACCCGGUGAAGGGAAGGACCACAAUGAGCCCGGCAGUGAGGCGGCGAUGAAAAGCCAUGGGAUGCCUGCUGGUACGAAAACGGCGGCGGCGGCGGCGGUUUCGUCGUUCUUCACAGCCACACAUAAAACACGUGGCGACGCUCACACCAGCACCUUCACCGACGACAGGAAGAAAAACACCAACAACAGUAGCACUAGCAGUAGUUAUUCGGCACCUCACCGUACUGUCAUGGCAGUAGAUGCCCAGGAUAAAGGAACAGAUGUUAAGGACCACCCCGGUGCGCUCCCGGUGUUUCAGCAUGCGUCUACCCGGGCGCCUCAUGAUGUUGCGUCCGUGGAGGAUUUGCAGUUACCUGAGGGUUUCUCGGGACCCGUGGGGUCGGCGGUGGAGAGGCACUCCUCCUCCCUUUCUUCCAGUAGUCGUUUGGAAAUAAAGACGGCGCCAGCGUUAUUGGGGAAAUCGCUUCGAAAAAACACGGGGAAGAAGGCAGGUAAGACGUCCCGUUCAAAGUUUGGUGCGGUAAAAAUACAACCGGAGCAUAGUGUGACGACAAGCACACAUCCAACCGUGAGCCCUGCCUCAAGUCCUGUGGACUCUCCACUCAGAUUGCCUCCGAGUGACAAUAAAGACAGUUUAUGUCAACCCGAAGAAAAGGACACGACGGUUGCUGCUCCUGGUGUUGAUACCUUUUCUAGCGUGGCCCCGUUGGAUUGGAGAAGGAGACAGAAACGGAUCCUGCAGCUCCUUCACGCAAGUUUAGGGCGACGGAUGGAACCAUUGGCCUCUGAAUGGGUGCAGAACGCCCUUUCUCAAUUUGCGAUGAAUGUGGCAGUUGAGGCUCUCGUCGGUGUCGCAAAGGAUCCUUUUCUUUUGGCAACGUCGCCGCCGUCAUCUUCCGUGGAUACCCCCUCUGAAAGCGCCUGGCGCCACGCUGAGGCUGAACUUCGACGCUGUGUGAAACGUGUCAUACCACGCGAGGUAUUCGGGCCUUACGCCUUUGUCUACGACAAGGCCACUGCAAACGAUAACGUUGUGCUUCCAGGAAAUGUAAUCUAUCCGGCUGGUUGCAGCAGGGUAACGCCACAUGAAGUCCUUCAUGAGGCGCUUUUGCGAGCGCAGCGCUGGUGUGAUGAACGUCGAACUCGGCCGUCGACGCUGUUGCCAUCCGAGUCCAGUUCUGUUUGGAAUUGCGGUAUAUCAGAGUUUUUGGCGCUGUGCUUUAGCCCGCCACUGUGCGCAGGGGUAAAAGAGGUUCAGGAGGUGACGCACCAUUCACCACUGCAAGAGCAGGAGCUGCAGCUGGAGAGGACAGCGCUGGAUAUGUGGAUAAAAGAUGUGAUGGAGCUCUUCUGUGGGAUGAUCUUUAGGAGGGAUUUAGGGGCAGGGCAGCCGGUGCUUGGAACACCUGCCAAUGAGUUUAUUCUCGCCGUUGGCAAUGAAAGUGACUCCGCGUCCCUGGAUGAUUUGGAAAACGCUUUGCAUGACGGGACGGCAGCCCUUUGGGUACUGAGAGAAGCGAUGGUUCUGAUGCUGCUGCUGCUUUGGGCCCUGCAUUCCUGCUCUGCAUGUGAGUGA